GCAUGCGCAAUACAGUCGAGAAGUGCAACCGAAGAGAAUGGAUGUGUUAGUGAAAGUCGAUGGAAUUAUUUAUCUUAAAUGGUUAUGAAACUUAAACCGAUACCAAAACGACUUUAGUGGUUGAUUCUUAGGAAGAUGCUACGAUUCUUCAGUAAGAGAUUCGGUCGUAACACCGCCAGGAAUGCCAAAACUGGGAACAAUGCCACUCGGCCACUUUCAAAGGCUUCCAAACAUGUCCUACCUUGUAAAGUAAUUCUAUUAGAUGGCACCGAUCUCUCCAUAGAUUUAACGAAAAAAGCCCUUGGAUCAGAUCUUUAUGAGCAAGUGUAUUAUCACAUUGAUCUUGUGGAAAAAGACUAUUUUGGAUUACAGUUUAUGGAUGCAAAUCAAGUGCAGCAUUGGCUAGAUCCAACAAAAUUAGUUAAGAAACAAGUAAAGAUUGGUCCUCCUUACACUUUGUGGUUGAGAGUGAAAUUUUAUUCUUCAGAACCAAAUAAUCUACGUGAAGAAUUAACUAGGUACUUAUUUUUUCUACAACUGAAACAAGAUAUAUUAUCUGGUAAACUACCUUGCCCCUCAGAUACGGCUGUUGAAUUAUCUGCCUAUGCUUUACAAUCUGAACUGGGCGACUAUGAUCCUGAACAGCACACGGCAGGUGUCAUAUCUGAAUUCCGAUUUGUACCUGAUCAAACUGAAGAAAUGGAAAUCCAAUUUCUGGAAAAAUUCAAAACUUGCAAGGGUCAAACUCCAGCACAAGCUGAGAUAAAUUAUCUGAACAGAGCAAAAUGGUUGGAGAUGUAUGGAGUCGAUAAUCAUUAUGUUAUGGGUAAAGAUGGUAAUACAUAUUCCUUGGGCUUAACACCAACAGGAAUACUAGUCUUUGAAGGAAAUACAAAAAUUGGACUGUUCUUUUGGCCAAAAAUCACCAAACUGAAUUUUAAAAACAAGAGGUUGACUUUAAUAGUUGUGGAGGAUGACGAAGAGGGUAAAGAACAAGAACAUACAUUUGUGUUUCGCUUAGUCAAUAAUAAAGCAUGCAAACAUUUGUGGAAGUGUGCCGUCGAACAUCACGGAUUCUUUCGUUUACAACAACCCAUAAGAGGAGUGAAUACUAGACAGAAUUUCUUUCGUAUGGGAUCAAGAUUUAGAUAUAGCGGGAAGACGGAAUUUCAGACAAUUCAGCAUAACAGAGUGCGGCGAACCAUUCAGGUGGAACGUAGACCGAGUCAGAGAUAUUCCCGUCGUCCAACUCACGAUCGAAACAGAGAAAUGGCCAAUCACACUCGGAAUGAAGUGCCAUCUGUGGAAACUACUAGCAUCAGUGAACCGCCAGCUCCUGUCACUAAUAUAACAACUAUUGGUGCGGUUGCAACUGCACCUCAGGAUGAAGAAUCACCAUCACCGUUACCAAAAUUGGAUACUGAAGAUAAGAAAACUGCAGAGGAGAGAUUAGACAGCCUCAUAAAAUCUCUUACAAAAGAUAAAAUUCCAGCGAGUUCUCUGAGUAAAUCUAAAAACGAAUUUUCAGCUGUUAAUACAUCAAAACAGAAUUCCAUUCCAGAAAAAACAUUAGUUGGAUCAGCUCUUAAAUACCAAUAUGAGAAAUGGAGAAUGGGAGAAGAGCUAUAUGCGGAAGAUUUAACUUCAAAGUUAAAGUCAUUGGACGAACCAGCGAAGAGUUCAACUUCCUUUACAGUCAGUAAAGAAGAAGUGGUAGUACCGAAUAAUCAAGUACACUGCAAUAGUGGCGGUGCUCGUCCUAUUCCUCCCGAACAGAUGAAAUGCAAUAUAUUGAAAGCAAAGAAAGAAGAAGACACUAAAAAAAAUGAAAAUUCUUUGGCUACGACUCAAGAACCGACUGCAGAUAUCGAUGACAUCCAGUUAAUUUUUGACAAAUUAAAAAUGGACUUAUUAAAUAGGUAAGUCUCUAUUAAUUAUAUAUU
Messenger RNA from Centruroides sculpturatus (bark scorpion), 1943 nucleotides. Its product is annotated as band 4.1-like protein 5. Gene Ontology annotation, cellular component: cytoskeleton. Gene Ontology annotation, molecular function: cytoskeletal protein binding. The record is from RefSeq and is a predicted model, not a curated record. The transcript is spliced from 14 exons. The coding region runs from base 136 to 1923 and encodes 595 amino acids. Lineage: Eukaryota; Metazoa; Arthropoda; Arachnida; Scorpiones; Buthidae.